AUGAAUGAAACUGAACUUGAGUCUCUUUACCGUAAACAAAUGAACGAUCAUGUCGUACUUCAAACAAGACAAAUUAUCAAUCAACUCUUAGAGUUAUAUCCCCAAGAAUUUGGACUCGAAAAUCUUGUGUCUGUCAAACCGGCCCUGCCAUUCAUGAUAUCCGAAAAACUUUCUCAACUUUACCAAGAAGUAUGCGAAUCAUACAUUGGUACAUCUAUCUUAUUUGAACAUGCCUGGCAUUGGUCAUUAUUGUGGAGACAACAGUUGUCUUUCAAGGCUCUAGCACAAACAUAUGGUCGAGAACGCGUUGUAGCAUCAAUACACCCACGCGCACGAAAGGCGGUUGGACAAAUAUAUCAUGCGGGACUUGAUCAAUACAUGCAGUGGUUCCCAUGGCCAUGGUUCUCCAACAUGCAAUUUAUUGGCGCGGGUGGAUUCUCUGCCGUUUAUGCUGUCAAUCUCAGACUACCCUAUGAACCUCAACCCAUCAAGAUGGCACUCAAAAUUGUAGAUGACAAGCUACUAAAUGAGAUAUCUGUUCAAUCAAAAGCAUUCUUACCUCUCUUAUUUCAAGGUUUAACUGUGUGCGAGAGUACAGGAGAUCUGAUGAUGGUUAUGAAAUUCAGCAACGACGGGAAUCUCGAAGACCACAUGCAGCAAUUACCUCUAGGUGAUCUGGAUCUAAAGACAAUUACGGGCACCAUCCUUCGACUGGCAGCAAACCUCGCAGAUUUGCACAAAGCUGGUAUGUGCCAUAGGAACAUUCAUCCUCGAAACAUCAUCUGCACCGACAGCGACUAUUUCCUUGUCGAUUAUCGAUUCGCCACCCCAUCGCAUGAAUCAUCUUCAGUUACAGCCAUCACUCGUGCAGUCUAUGGCCGACUUCCUUAUGUGGCCCCAGAGGUGCGACAAGGAAUCUACACAGAAAAGUCUGAUAUAUAUAGUCUGGGCAUAAUCAUAUGGCAACUGGUCAGCAAGGUUAUAUUUCCAUCACCCGAUGUUUUACUGGAUGGAGAUCGGAGUACGGUUACGAAUGGAAGAGGAGGAAAUGGAAUUGGAAUUGGAAUUGGAAUUGGAGGAGGAGGAGCAUCAUCAAUAUCAUCAAUAUCAUCAUCGUCAUCAAUAUCAUCAUCAUUACUAGCAUCAACAGCAGCGGGAGGAAGAAUGAUAGGCGGUGGGGGUUCUAACGACCAUGUUUAUCGUAUUGAACAUGUUCCUGGACUGCCGGAAUGGUACACCCAACUUUACACGGCCUGUCUUGAGCCUAAUCCUGACAAUAGACCAGAUGCAAAUCAGAUCUGUCAGGCACUACAGACUAUUCAUGAAAACCUAGGAUUUUCAGUUCCAUUGAAUCGUUGGGUGACAGAAUACAUUGUUGCUAGACGGGCAGAAGUAGCAGAUCAUGUUCGUACCUAUGCAAAGGUCAAGGGCAUUGUUUCUGCCUCCAUGACACGACUCUACACUCUCUCUACCCUGCCAUCUACUGGUCAUUUCAUAAACCUGCCAUACACACACAGGCCAUUCUUUAACCUCAUUAUUCAAACAACACCUCACCAACUGUCUUGA
Messenger RNA from Phycomyces blakesleeanus NRRL 1555(-), 1566 nucleotides. RefSeq lists its product as hypothetical. Gene Ontology annotation, molecular function: ATP binding; protein kinase activity. Lineage: Eukaryota; Fungi; Mucoromycota; Mucoromycetes; Mucorales; Phycomycetaceae. The record is from RefSeq and is a predicted model, not a curated record. The coding region runs from base 1 to 1566 and encodes 521 amino acids. Gene Ontology annotation, biological process: protein phosphorylation. The transcript is spliced from 3 exons.